CAGUCCUUUGGCUCAGCUUGUGCGUUUCACAGUGCCCUAGGUAUCAAAAUUCCAUGGGAUCAGCCAAAAAUGCCUUAAGUGAACCUGUUGAUGUUGAGGAGGGUGUUAGUACAAUGGCUUCCUUCCAGCGUUCUAAUAGUCAUGACAAAGUAAGGAAAAUAGUUGCAGAAGAAGGUCGGACAGCACGGAACCUAAUUGCAUGGAGUGUCCCUUUGGAGAACAAAGAGGAUGAUGGAAAGUCUAAAGGGCACAUAGGUGGAAAAUCCAAGAGAGGAAAUCAAGGAACACACAAAACUGCAAAACAGAGCACUACAGGAGAAUGUAAAGUAACAUCAGCACCAGCUGGAGAUAAAAACUUCGACAAAAGUCCAACAAAAACAAGACAGCCUCGCAAAGUUGAUCUGAGAGCUCGAUACUGGGCAUUUCUUUUUGACAAUCUUAGACGGGCCGUCGAUGAAAUCUAUGUUACUUGUGAAUCAGAUCAGAGCGUUGUAGAGUGCAAGGAAGUCCUAAUGAUGCUAGACAACUAUGUAAGAGAUUUCAAGGCAUUGAUUGACUGGAUACAACUACAGGAAAAACUAGAGAAAGCAGAUGCUCAAAGCCGACCUACUUCUUUGGCUUGGGAAGUUAAGAAGAUGUCUCCGGGACGCCAUGUAAUCCCAAGUCCAUCAACAGACAGAAUCAAUGUAACAUCAAAUGCUCGGAGAAGUUUAAAUUUUGGAAACCCAUCUGUGACAAUUGCUGCUACCCGUUUGGCUCCCUCAGGUGUAAGUUGGGCAGAUAAGGUGAAAGCCAGCCAUGGAGCUAAAUCUGUUACUCCAGAACUAGCAAGUACACAGCCUUAUAUGCCAACACCAGGGCAGAAGUCAUCAAGGAGAAAUGACAGGAAGGAUGCAGAAGGAUGGGAAACAGUUCAGCGUGGAAGGCCUGUUCGAUCCCGGUCUACAGCUGUGACAACAAAAACUCCUUUAGCUAUAGAAUCGUUAAGAUCCAAGGAUGAUAGUGACAAAGAGAAUACAUGCUGCACCCCAUCAGAGAGCAAACCAAAGAGUUUGUUCACAGGAGAUAUUGCAUCCAAAACAGUCGAGUCUCUACAGAAAGAUUCUUCACAUCAGUGUGAGCAUCCUCUUACUGAAAGGUCUCAAUUUGCUGUACGUGUACCAGAGGAUAUUAGGAAUACCAAUGCAUUUUUGCAAGAUAGUUCUUUACAAACACCUCCUGAAACACCUGCAGUUCUCACAGAUGCUGAACAUACUUCAGAAAAUCUACAGAUUGAUGAAUCUUCCCCUCUGAAUCCUGGCAGUACAGAGAAGAUUCAAACAGAGAAAGCUAAGAUUGAAAGUGAAAUGGACCCUUCAGACAUUUCAAAUUCUAUGGCAGAAGUCCUUGCUAAAAAAGAAGAGUUAGCAGACCGCCUAGAAAAGGCCAAUGAAGAAGCCAUAGCUAGUGCUAUUGCAGAAGAAGAGCAGCUCACUAGAGAGAUUGAAGCAGAAGAAAACAAUGACAUUAACAUUGAGACGGACAAUGAUAGUGAUUUUUCUGCUAGCAUGGGCAGCGGAAGUAUAUCUUUCUGUGGCAUGUCUAUGGACUGGAAUGAUGUCCUAGCAGAUUAUGAAGCUCGUGAGUCAUGGCGUCAGAAUAAUUCCUGGGGAGAUAUAGUAGAAGAAGAACCUGCACGUCCUCCAGGCCAUGGAAUACACAUGCAUGAGAAACUUUCUUCACCAUCUCGCAAAAGAACAAUAGCAGAAUCUAAAAAGAAACUUGAAGAGAAACAGAUGAAAGCUCAACAGCUGAGAGAAAAGUUGCGUGAAGAGAAAACACUAAAGCUUCAAAAACUGAUGGAGCGGGAGAAAGAUGUGCGAAAGUGGAAAGAGGAGUUAUUGGACCAAAGACGCAGGAUGAUGGAGGAAAAACUCCUCCAUGCGGAAUUUAAACGUGAAGUGCAGUUGCAAGCAAUUGUGAAAAAAGCACAAGAGGAAGAAGCAAAGGUGAAUGAAAUUGCAUUUAUAAACACUUUAGAAGCCCAGAAUAAGCGUCAUGAUGUGCUGAAUAAACUAAAAGAAUAUGAACAAAGGCUAAAUGAAUUACAAGAAGAGCGCCAACGAAGGCAGGAAGAAAAGCAAGCACGAGAUGAAGCUGUUCAGGAGCGUAAAAGAGCUCUGGAAGCAGAACGCCAAGCACGGGUCGAAGAGCUGCUGAUGAAGAGGAGAGAACAAGAAGCUCGAAUUGAGCAGCAGCGGCAAGAAAAAGAGAAAGCACGGGAAGAUGCAGCACGAGAAAGGGCCAGAGACCGAGAGGAGAGGCUGGCAGCUCUCACUGCAGCUCAACAAGAAGCCAUGGAAGAGCUACAGAAGAAGAUUCAGUUAAAGCAUGAUGAAAGCAUUCGGAGGCACAUGGAACAAAUUGAACAUAGGAAAGAAAAGGCAGCUGAAUUAAGCAGUGGGAGACAUGCUAAUACUGAUUAUGCACCAAAACUUACCCCAUAUGAGCGGAAAAAGCAGUGUUCACUAUGCAGUGUUUUGAUUUCCUCAGAGGUGUAUCUUUUUAGUCAUAUUAAGGGGAAAAAACACCAACAAGCAGUGAGAGAAAAUAGUAGCAUCCAAGGACGUGAACUUUCAGAUGAAGAAGUGGGACAAAGACCUCCAGGACAUCCUCACCUGCUAAGACAUUGCCAACCACUUCUGCAACUCGGGGCUCCAGUGGAGAAGAUAGCAGCAGGGUCCUAGUCGUGUCACCUGCCGCUUCCUCUGAGGAGGAUAGACCGCAGAGCUCGACCUCCAUACCCGCUCUGCUUUCAACAGUGCUGCCAAGGAGACACAGGCUACUGAGGCAGGCUGCUGCUGAUGCAAGCACAGACAGGAUCAUGGAUACCCUCAGGGACUGCAAGCAUUGGCUGCUCAAGAUGGUGAGACAGAUCUGUCUGGCUAAGGAAAGAUUCAUUGCCAUCCAGUGCAACAGGAAUUGCUCCGAGUCCAGGAGGCAUUCCCAGAGCUGGGAAGACUGGCAAAUAAUAGCCGGGCUCCUUGCAAUGAUACUAUGCCUGCUGGUGGUUGGCCCUUCUCCUUCCUGGGAGCGGGACAGGUGGUAUGGAUCUGUGCUCUGCCACCCACCAGUUUGCAGUCGAGCUCAGAAAGUCCACCUUAGAGCUGAAGUUUUUUAGUUAGAAAUGAUUAUUGCUCAGAUUGAUUUUUUUUUUUCCGCGAAUCAUGCA
This is a messenger RNA of Alligator sinensis (Chinese alligator), 3211 nucleotides long. Its product is annotated as S phase cyclin A-associated protein in the endoplasmic reticulum. The record is from RefSeq and is a predicted model, not a curated record. Gene Ontology annotation, molecular function: zinc ion binding; nucleic acid binding. The transcript has 22 exons. NCBI's taxonomy places the organism in Eukaryota, Metazoa, Chordata, Crocodylia, Alligatoridae. The coding region runs from base 54 to 2726 and encodes 890 amino acids.